Nothoprocta perdicaria is the source of this 1608-nucleotide messenger RNA. It is a transcript of the gene VSTM2B, whose product is annotated as V-set and transmembrane domain containing 2B. Lineage: Eukaryota; Metazoa; Chordata; Aves; Tinamiformes; Tinamidae. The coding region runs from base 234 to 995 and encodes 253 amino acids. The record is from RefSeq and is a predicted model, not a curated record. The transcript is spliced from 5 exons.
GAGCGGCAGGGGCGCCCGCCCGGCGCCCGGCUCGCGAGCUGGAGCCCGUGUUGGUUUCGCCGCGGAAGCAGCGCUCGGCCGGGUGGCUUUGGCUUUGCUGGAGGGAGCCCUAACCUCGGAGCCGUGUCAGACACGCGCCUGCCACUCGCCAUGGGAUUGACGAAUUCUUAGCUGUUUUUUUGAGUGCGCUCGGUUCUCCACUCGCCCUUCACUCUAAAGCCCACGUAUGUGAAAUGGAAAAUCGAGGGCUGUUCUGCACUCUCUGUUACCUGAUGUUCAACGCACCUCUGCUGCUCGUUGUGAAUGCUACCUUUACUGAAGUUCCCAAAGAUGUGACUGUUAGGGAGGGAGAUGAUAUUGAGAUGCCUUGUGCUUUCCGAGCCAGCGGAGCAACCUCUUACUCCUUGGAAAUCCAGUGGUGGUACCUUAAAGAACCAGCCAGAGAACUUGCACACGAAUUAGCUGUCAGUGUCCCUGGCAGCAGGAGCAAGGUAACAAAUAAGGAUGCAACUAAAAUCAGUACGGUGCGCGUGCAGGGCAACGACAUCUCGCAUCGGCUGCGGCUGUCGGGCGUGCGGCGGCAGGACGAGGGCGUGUACGAGUGCCGCGUGGCGGACUACAGCGACGACGAGACGCAGGAGCACAAGGCCCAGGCGCUGCUGCGCGUCCUCUCGCGCUUUGCGCCCCCCGACGUGCAGGCGGCCGAGGCGGUGUCGCACAUGCAGAGCGGCGCGGCCCCACGGCGCCACGGCCCCGCCGCCCGGGCCACGCCGCCGCCUGGCCCCGGCAAGCGCCCGCCGUCCGCCGGGCCCAGCGCCACCGCCGCCGCCACGGCCGGGAGCGGCGCCGCCUCCGCCUCGCCGCCGCCGGGACAGGCCGCCAUCCUGCGCCAGCAGCACGGGUCAGGUACAGUUCCUAUUUAUGCUACAAACCCACUCCUAUAUAUGUUCCUGUUAAUACUGCAUAAGCUUGUAGUUUUAUUAGUAAACCACUGAUGGACUGUUUCCUCAGCUACUCCUCAGCCAAACAAAAAGGAACCUAUUUAAAAACAGAACAAACCUUUGACAGAAAUACCUGCAGUUUUAAAGACGGACAGAAAGAGACUGAAAGAAGCAUGAGAAAUUCUAAAGGGGGGGGGGGAAACGUAUUUUUGGGGAUGUCACAAAAGUAAAUCACAUAAAAUAAUGCAUCUAGUUUCCAGACUCAAUGAUGUUGCGCCCUGCUUUGUGCAUGGCACUUCUGAUUUCUCUAUUUUAAUGUAAUAUUUUUUCUUUUCUAAACCUUUCCUCUGACUCUUCAUUUUGCACGAACUGUUGAGCAGUUAUCUUUAUGACAAUAUGUAAAAAUGUUGGGUCAAAGCCUUUCCUAAGAAAGGAGAUAUUUUUAGUAGAUUAUUGUGCUUAGAUCUUUUGAUUUCUUUUUUCUUUUUUGUAAUUAAAUUAUUUCUUUUUGAGACAUUUCAAUUAAAAGGCACAUCUUACCAUAAUUAAUAUUCACUGUCAAUAAUAUUUAUUUUUAAAUAAAGAUUGGAAACAAGGUAAGACAUUUGUUUACAAACUGUAUUGUAUAUUGCUGAAUAACCGUUGAAUAAAAAGAUUUUGAAAUAAA